AUGCAUUUACAACAAAAUAACAGUCAUAGCGAGAAUUUGGAUGCGCUAUGGGCAGACAAAAGCUUUAUGGGAGCCCCGCUUCUUGAAUUUACAAGUACCUCUGCAGAAGAAGUCUUGAAAAUUGUGUUGAAAACAUCAUCUACGUCUUGCGGAUUGGACCCAAUGCCUACGAAUAUCUUGAAAACCUGCAUCGAAAAUGUUCUACCAAUCAUUAUGCGUCUUGUUAACCAAUCACUAGCCGAAGAUGUUUUUCCAGAUGAUUACAAACAAGCAAUAGAUAAGCCGCUUCUAAAGAAACCGUCGCUGGAUAAAGAGUGUCUUAAGAACUAUAGGCCGGUUUCAAAUUUAUCAUACGUUUCAAAAAUCAUUGAGAAAGUCGUCACAAAAAGAAUCGAAGAUAAUCUCAGUUCGAACACUCUACAUGACAAUCUUCAGUCAGCAUAUCGCGCGGUUCAUUCCACAGAGACCGCCCUUCUUAGAGUUCAUCAUGACAUUGACGUAUCUCUUGACAAAGGAUGUUGUGCUGUGCUACUGAUGCUUGAUUUAUCCGCGGCGUUCGAUGUCAUCGAUCACGAUAUACUUUUCCGUCGACUAGAAUACUCCUACGGGAUAGCCGGUUCGGCCCUUCAGUGGCUACAAUCGUAUCUGAGCGGAGCAAGUAACUUUAAAACCCAUAAAAUGCCAAGAAUUCCAGAAACCUUUUUUACAUUCUUCAUGUUUAUUUGUGAAAUAAAUGCCGUUGGAAUUUUGGUACAGAAUAAAAUCUUGGACGUUCCAGCCCUGGCUACGUAUGAAAUCAUUGGCUUGAAAGGUUGUGCAAAACAAUGCAUAAGACGCAGUGGUCAGUGUCUUGCUUUUACUUAUCAGAAGAGACACCUGCUUUGUAAUCUCCUGGACACCACCUCCGCUAUUGUUCCGGACAAACUGAAGGCAAAAAAAGGAUUUACUUACAGCGAAAUAAACACCUGGUCGGAAGAUCUUGGCAAAUGUAGAACAGUUACCUGUCCGGCUGGUAAAACCUGUUUAGAAUUGUCAUCUGUGAAAACAUCCUGCCAAUUUGAUCCGACAGCCUGUCCUAAGGGAACAUUCUUCAAUGGUAGCGGCUGUCCACUUUGUUCUGAGGGAGAAUACCAACCUCUCAGUGGUCAGCGGAACUGUUCCAUUUGUCCCGAAGGAGAUGGACCCACAUGGAAAAUGUCUACCGUCACUAGAACCAUUUGUCAAGGUCAAGUUUUUGCAGGUUGUUGGUAUGGAAUCGGAAUGUUCAAGGAGGGAGAUGACACUAAACUGAUAUCUACACAUACUGUAGCUGAUCGUGGUGGAUGCUACUCUCUCUGUAAAGCCGACCCUAACUGUCUGGCGUUUAAAAGCACCCAGUCCAAUACCAAAUGCGCUCUUUUCUCUAGCAAGACAUGGAAAUAUGGCUACGUCCUCAACUCUGUCGUCAUUCUUGUCCGCGGCCAUUGUAGACCUUAAUAUAUAAAUUGGAGUGUAAGACAAAGUGUUACGCUGUGUUUUUAUCCAUUCUUUGAUUUUCUUACUCAAACAGGAGAUAUUAAAGUAACUCUAAGGACGUACAAUCAAACAUUUCCGAUACCAUUUGUUAUGACUCUGAAUAAUUAUGUUUUCUUUACC
Messenger RNA from Saccostrea echinata, 1635 nucleotides. RefSeq lists its product as uncharacterized. Lineage: Eukaryota; Metazoa; Mollusca; Bivalvia; Ostreida; Ostreidae. The coding region runs from base 1 to 1476 and encodes 491 amino acids. The transcript has 5 exons. The record is from RefSeq and is a predicted model, not a curated record.